AUGGACCGCAACCACGGCGCAGACGAUGGGGCCAUCCGCCGCCCAGGGUUGGGGCGCGUCAUCGGAUUGCUCAGAGAACGCAGAGGCGCCUCCCGAGGGCCAACCUGCGAUCUGUCUCCAACCGACGACCCCUACUACAUCCUCCCAGGAACCAGAGACCAUCAGCAAGGGUCAAGGCUCGUCGCGGCGGGGCCGCUCGUCUCAUGUGGGACAAAGCAGAGCGCAUAUCAAGGCUUGCCCAUGCCGCCUUUGGUGUCGUUCCAGCCGUACCACCCCGCGGUGGAGAGUCCAUCCCAGGCCGCUGUGCCGCCCGACAUACGAAUCCAACCGGGACCCAACACUGCUGCUGCUCCCGUGACACAACCCAUCAUCCAACGCCGCCCCAGUGGGCGUCUGAUCCUGGAUGUUUCCCGGAACAAGUUGAUUGGGAACACCGGUAGGGCACGUGGCGUUGUUGUGCCGCGAAAGCCUCUGCCGCAGACUGCGGUUCCGGUGCCAGUCAUGCAGAGCAGCACCGCAGAGAGCAAUGUAGCCGCAAAGGGAAGAGGAAGAGGAGGCAUCAAUGGGGAGGGGGAGGAGGAGCCGCAGCCAAUGGCCAUGGCACUCGCAACACGCCAUCACACCGCCCCUUGCAGCCAGCACCUAGGGUCACGCUGCCUAGUCAGCAGCAGCCAUGCGAGGUAUUCGUAG
Molecule: messenger RNA, 690 nt
Organism: Thermothielavioides terrestris NRRL 8126
Lineage: Eukaryota; Fungi; Ascomycota; Sordariomycetes; Sordariales; Chaetomiaceae
Exons: 4
Coding region: 1-690 (229 amino acids)
Source: RefSeq, a predicted model, not a curated record